AUGCAAUUGUUGAAAGUCAAUGAACAAACAAAAUCAGUUGGUGGUCGAUCAUUGGAAUCAUUUCAUUCUGAUAUUGAAGUGGCAAAGUUGAAAUUUUCUUCCAUUUUUCACGAUCUUACGGGAAAUUAUUGGCAUCUUAGGCAGCAUUUUAUUAAUAUUCCAGGUCAUUAUGAAUAUAUUUAUCCAAAUGAACUCAAUUCUUCGGUUAGUUGCGGACAAUUCAAAUAUAAUUCGAACUCUGAAGAGGAACAAGCGGGUUUAAACCAGAUCAAUAAUGCACCGAAAUUUCAUGUAGGCGAACGAGCUUUUUUUAAUGUUGAAUCCAAUACGAUUGAACAAACAUAUCCAUACAUCAACAGUGGUGAUGAUUGGCAAAUUGUUUUACCAAAGAUUCCUCAGGAAAAUACGAUAAUAAAACAGUUAUUGAAUAUUCGUAAAUCUAUAUUACGCAUUGGAAUUUUAUAUGAACAUAGAUCAACUAGUCAAAUGUUCUUUGGUAGUGGAUGUCUUUUAACAGACGAACUCAUUUUAACUUGUGCCCACAAUUUUGAUGUUAUUCAAUGGGGCAACGAAAAAAUUCCUUAUAGUAGGAUUUAUGUAUGUUUAUGCGAUCCUGCGCCGUAA
Molecule: messenger RNA, 624 nt
Organism: Rotaria socialis
Lineage: Eukaryota; Metazoa; Rotifera; Eurotatoria; Philodinida; Philodinidae
Source: the annotation of a GenBank genome assembly